AUGGAUGACCACAUGUUUAUUAUCAAAUUGCAUUAUGAGGUUGUUUGGAAGCCACAAAUUAGCUAUGAACGUGGGAAGGUUGAGGAUCCUAUUGUUGUUUUAUCUGCAGACGCUGACAGUUUGCCAAGUCCUAGUGUCAUAAAAACCAAAGAGAGCCAGACUGUGAGGCACAAUGAAACUGGCAUUGAGGGUGUGGGUGAUGGGUUGAUUGAAGCUAGUUCACAACAUGUAGCUAUUGAUGCUGAUAGUGAGAUUAGUGGUCCUCAAAAUGAAGAUACUGAUUCUGAGGACCCAGAUUAUGUUCCAACUGGUGUUGUUUCUACUGAUGGAACUUACACUAAUGAGGUCAGUGAUGAUCCAAGUUGGCAAUAUGAAGAUCUUGAAGGUGAUGAUGAUGACAUUUUUAAUCCCACAGUUAGUGUCCAAGACCAUGGCCGGGGGAAAAGACCAACAUUGGGGGUUGAGGUGUAUGUUGAUAAUUGA
Molecule: messenger RNA, 483 nt
Organism: Ilex paraguariensis (yerba mate)
Lineage: Eukaryota; Viridiplantae; Streptophyta; Magnoliopsida; Aquifoliales; Aquifoliaceae
Source: the annotation of a GenBank genome assembly